Messenger RNA from Labeo rohita (rohu), 615 nucleotides. RefSeq names its product ribonuclease inhibitor. The coding region runs from base 1 to 561 and encodes 186 amino acids. Lineage: Eukaryota; Metazoa; Chordata; Actinopteri; Cypriniformes; Cyprinidae. The record is from RefSeq and is a predicted model, not a curated record. Gene Ontology annotation, molecular function: protein binding. The transcript is spliced from 3 exons.
AUGGCUUUGAUGUCAUUGUUCUUCAGGCAGUCACACUGUCAUGACCUCCUGGUGGCACAGGCAAAAAGGCUUACUGUCUUUGAACGUGGCAGGAUUGUUGAGCUGCACGUGCAACGCCUCGCACAACGCACCAUCGCUGCCGAGAUUGGACACAAUAAGACAGCCAUUUCACAUUUCUCAAAAGAUCCUGAGAGUUAUGAGACAAAAAAUGUUUCCAGCUUUCAUAUUACACAGAAGGGCUGUGCUGCUCUGAUUUCAGCUCUGAGAUCAAACCCCUCACACCUGAGAGAACUGGAUCUGAGCGGUAAUAAACCAGGAGACUCAGGAGUGAAGCUGCUCUCUGCUCUACUGGAGGAUCCACACUGUAAACUGGAGAAACUACAGCUGCAUUACUGCAGUAUUGGAGAGGAAGGCUGUGCUGCUCUGAUUUCAGCUCUGAGAUCAAACCCCUCACACCUGAGAGAACUGGAUCUGAGCUACAAUAAACCAGGAGACUCAGGAGUGAAUCUGAUCUCUGCUCUACUGGAGGAUCCACACUGUAAACUAGAGAAACUAUGGUGAGUGUUAUUAUAUUACUCAACACAAUAACUGUGUAAAAAUAUUGGCAAACAAAGU